AUGGAGGGUGGCAGCGGCCAGGCUGGCGGUCUGGGACGUGCCUUAUGCGUGCUGACCGGGGCCUCCCGCGGCUUCGGCCGGGCGCUGGCACCACGCUUGGCCCAGCUGCUGUCACCUGACUCCUUGCUGGUCCUAAGCGCCCGCAACAAUGAGGCGUUGCGGCAGCUGGAGGCGGAGUUGAACGCCGGGCGGCCUGGCCUGCGGGUGUUGCGGGCGCCCGCCGACCUCAGCACUGAGGCUGGCUUGGAACAGCUGCUCGGUGCCCUACGCGAGCUCCCCAAGGAGGGGCUGCAGCGAUUGCUGCUCAUUAACAACGCAGGCACUCUUGGGGAUGUGUCCAAAGGCUUUGUGGACCUAGCUGAUCCAGCUGAAGUGAACAACUACUGGGCUCUGAACUUGACCUCCACACUCUGCCUGACCACCAGCAUCCUGAAGGCCUUUCCGGAGAGUCCUGGUUUCAGCAGGACUGUGGUUAACAUCUCAUCCAUCUGUGCACUGCAGCCUUUCAAGGGCUGGGCACUGUACUGUGCAGGGAAGGCUGCCCGUAACAUGAUGUUCCAGGUCCUGGCCACAGAGGAACCUAGUGUGAGGGUUCUGAGCUAUGCGCCAGGUCCCCUGGACACAGACAUGCAACAGUUGGCCCGAGAGACCUCCGUUGACCCAGAGUUACGAAAAAGUCUGCAAGCACUGAAGACAAAGGGGCAGCUGGUAGACUGUGGAGUGUCCGCCCAGAAACUGCUCAGCUUGCUACAAAAGGACACAUUUAAGUCUGGAGCCCAUGUUGACUUCUAUGACAUAUAA
Molecule: messenger RNA, 801 nt
Organism: Orycteropus afer afer
Lineage: Eukaryota; Metazoa; Chordata; Mammalia; Tubulidentata; Orycteropodidae
Gene: SPR
Product: sepiapterin reductase
Exons: 3
Coding region: 1-801 (266 amino acids)
Biological process (GO): tetrahydrobiopterin biosynthetic process
Molecular function (GO): sepiapterin reductase (NADP+) activity
Source: RefSeq, a predicted model, not a curated record